AGAUUUUAAUUAAUUAAUAGCUUUUUUCCCCCAAAUUUCAUUAUCUUCUUAGAACUCCCUUCUUCACAUUUCGGAGAGGACUCAACUGUCAGACAUGUCAUCUCCGUCUUCCUUUUCAUCCUCCUCUUCCGGGUUGAAGCAGAUGCCUCAUUCCUGAAGGCAACGUAGAUGUAAUUUGAGACUGGUAUCUCAUUCUUAUAGAAGAUGGUCUUUCACACUGUAAAACCAAUUACAUGCAAGUGUAGCGCAGGCGUUAAUCCUGCAGGAAAAGAUGGCUUUUGCGGCUUCCAAUCUCAUAAGUCUUCAUAGAUUCUCGCCAUGCAUCCAUGCUCAUCAAUCCCGGCAACUUUCUAAAGGCUUUGUGAAAUUGCACGAUCGAAGCCGCAUAUUUCGAAGCAUAGCUUGUCAAACAAGCCCUGAUCCCGUUGAUCCUACUGGAUCCUCUACUGCGGAAAAGCAGCCUGUGGAUCCUAUUUCAGUCAAUGGCAAUGAUAAACAAGCUACAGGUUCCUCCACAAGCACUGAAUUCCCUGAAUUUCCAGACAAAAUUGUCAAUAAGCAGAUAGCGGUGGCUUCUGUUCUUGUAGCAGUUGGAUUAUUCCUAUCAACACGACUAGAUUUAGGUAUUUCUUUGAAGGAUCUGUCUGCCACUGCACUGCCUUAUGAAGAGGCUCUUUCAAAUGGGAAGCCCACUGUUGUGGAGUUUUAUGCAGAUUGGUGUGAAGUAUGUCGUGAAUUAGCUCCAGAUGUGUACAGAAUCGAGGAGCAGUACAAGGACCGUGUGAAUUUCGUUAUGAUGAAUGUUGACAACACAAAGUGGGAGCAAGAGCUUGAUGAAUUUGGUGUUGAGGGUAUCCCUCAUUUUGCAUUUCUGGACAUGGAAGGAAAUGAGGAGGGUAAUGUAGUGGGUAGGUUUCCGAGGCAGUAUUUCCUUGAGAAUGUUGAUGCCCUUGCCCGUGGGGAAGCUUCCAUACCACAUGCUCGUGUUGUGGGACAGUAUUCAAGUGCUGAAGCCAGGAAGGUUCAUCAGGUUGUUGAUCCAAGAAGUCAUGGUUAGACACCUUUGAGAAACAUGCCCAUCAAAUUGUCACUGUUAGUACAAAAACCAGGCACUCCAUUCCCCUCAUUCUUGUUACCAUACUCUAUAUUUAAAUGGAAAAGAGGUCAGAUAAGUGCAGAAGAUGUCAUUUUGGAAUUUACUGGGCGGUUGCUUUCAUUUUGAAGCAGCAUUCAAAUGUAAGCUGCGUUUGACUAGUUACUCCAAAGGCAUGGAAUUGUUAAUAUUUUUAUGCCUAGACUCUUCCUUAUUUACUAGCUCCUCACAAACACUUCACAUUUGCAUGCAUUCUCUUAUGAUGAAAAGUUGAAUAAUAAAAAUAUCAGAAACUCUAAGCUA
Molecule: messenger RNA, 1396 nt
Organism: Malania oleifera
Lineage: Eukaryota; Viridiplantae; Streptophyta; Magnoliopsida; Santalales; Ximeniaceae
Product: thioredoxin-like protein HCF164, chloroplastic
Exons: 6
Coding region: 272-1057 (261 amino acids)
Biological process (GO): cytochrome b6f complex assembly
Cellular component (GO): chloroplast thylakoid membrane
Source: RefSeq, a predicted model, not a curated record